Molecule: messenger RNA, 2249 nt
Organism: Schistocerca piceifrons (Central American locust)
Lineage: Eukaryota; Metazoa; Arthropoda; Insecta; Orthoptera; Acrididae
Product: gastrula zinc finger protein XlCGF7.1-like
Exons: 7
Coding region: 1257-1883 (208 amino acids)
Biological process (GO): regulation of transcription by RNA polymerase II
Cellular component (GO): nucleus
Molecular function (GO): DNA-binding transcription factor activity, RNA polymerase II-specific; RNA polymerase II cis-regulatory region sequence-specific DNA binding
Source: RefSeq, a predicted model, not a curated record
AAAGUGGUGUGGUAUGAAAGCGCAAACAAAGUUGAUAUUUGGCGCGGUGGCAAGUGGUAGCGACCGUAAAUGCGUUUGCAAUAUAUACAGUCGUUCCCAACAGACACAGCGCCGAGUGUCUACGUUGUUUGCGCGUUUAGGUAUUUUUGUUGUGUAUAGCACUUAUUGCCGUUUUAUAUUUGUAUAAAAUGGAUAAGUGUAAAAGUAAGUUAAAGAAACGCAAAUUUGAGGAUAACAUACCUCAGAUCCGAAUUUGCGUUCGAAGCCGUAGAAAACAAGUGCGCCAACAGUGAAGGGAGUGCAAAUAACAAACAUUAUUCCCGCUAGUAGUUGGUGCAGUUGUAGGGAAUCUGAAUUUUGUGGUAACCUUUCGCCACAAUGGUGGUAGUCAAACCUAUAUUCAGAGAUUGGUGAAUCCAGAGCAACUAAUGAAAUGUUUGAAUUGGAAGACCCAGAAUGUGAAUGAAACCCUCAAUAAUGUUGUGUGAUGUAUGCCUAAACAUGUCUUUGCUGGCCCUAUGACUGAAGUUAGCAGUUUCUGGUGCUGUAAUAACUUUUGAUAGCAGGAACUAUAAAAGACUGAAAAUUCUGGAAAAGGUAGGGAUGAAAUUAGGGCAGAACUCACCUUGAGGUCUGCAAAUAGUCCAUGCAGAGUUUGCUGCUUAGUAAAUGACGAAAGGAGCAAGAAAGAUAAGAAGGCAAUUUUUUGUGCAUACGAUGUGGUCGAUCAUAUACUGCAAAACGUAAUCUCUCCAGUCACCAACGAUUUGAAUGUGGUGUUCUUCGCCAGUUUGUUUGCUCCUUGUGUGGAAAGAAGUUUAAGCGCAAACACCAUCUGAAGGAUCACAUCAAGUGUUAUCACAGAGCUUAUCAAGGGACAGCUGCCAUAAGCUAGCGACUGAUAAAAACUAAAGUGCUGUAUCAGACUGUACCAUGGGCUGCACUUUUUCGUUUUUCUGCUGUAGUGAUGUGCUACUGUGCUGUGGCAUGUAACAUUGGUGGCUGCUGAUGCACAGCAGUCAGGCUUGUUCGUCGUGACCAGCAAAACUUUUUCCUGGGGAGUUAUGCUCUGUAACAGGAUUCAGUCACCAUAUUGAAACAAAAGACAAGCUUCUUUAUGGAAUUAGCAAUGAACAGUACAUACAGGCUGCCAAAGCAAGUUUUUAUGCAUUCGCUGUGGCCGAUCAUAUACUACAAAGCGUAAUCUCUCCAGUCACCAACGAUUUGAGUGUGGAGUUGUUCCCCAAUUUAUUUGCAUGGUAUGUGAAAGGGGGUUUAAACGCAAACACCAUCUCACUUAUCAUGUCAAUAUAUGCCGCAAAGCUCAACAAGGUAAGUUUUUAUGCAUUCGCUGCGGCCGAUCAUAUACUUCAAAGCAUAGUCUCUCCAGUCACCAACGAUUUGAGUGUGGAGUUGUUCCCCAAUUUAUUUGCAUGGUAUGUGAAAGGGGGUUUAAACGCAAACACCAUCUCACUUAUCAUGUCAAUAUAUGCCGCAAAGCUCAACAAGGCAAGUUUUUAUGCAUUCGCUGCGGCCGAUCAUAUACUUCAAAGCAUAGUCUCUCCAGUCACCAACGAUUUGAGUGUGGAGUUGUUCGCCAAUUUAUUUGCAUGGUAUGUGAAAGGAGGUUUAAACGCAAAGCGCAUCUCUCUCAUCAUGUCAAGAGGUGCUACAAAGCUCAACAAGGAAAGAAUCCAGAAGGCAAUUUUUUGUGCACUCGCUGUGGCCGCUCAUAUACUGCAAAGCGUAAUCUAUCCAGGCAUCAGCGGUUUGAGUGUGGCGUUGUUCGUCAGUUCAUUUGUGUUCUAUGUGGAAACACAUUUAAGCACAGCCACCAUCUCUCUCAACACAUAAAGUGUUAUCAUAAACUGAUGAAGAGCUAACUGCCAGAAGCUAUAAAAUACCCAGUUAAAGCGUAAUGUGGUUUUAUACAAAGGGACUUGUUUCAUCUGUCGUAACUCAUCAAAGCUAGUUAUCUAAUUGCUAAACAAAUUAAAAUUUACUAAAUUUAUUUAUUUAGUGAAUGCUGUUAUAACAAUAGUAAGUGUCUUAUUAUUUUCUUUGUUUUUCUGUUAGGUGCAUUACCGUGCUUGUGUGUUCUGAUAGGGGAUUAAUGCCUCAGUCGGCAGUUCUCCAGCCGUACAGUCAUUAUCUAUUUUAAUAGCUUUAUUUUUACACUAUCUGUAUUGAUAAUUUAUGAACUCUUGUUUAUAUAUACGAAGUUUUUAAAUAAAGUAAUUGGACAAAAA